AUGUCAGUUGGAACAAGGGUCUUCUUUCUAGCGGUGUCAACAGGAGAAUUCAUCUUAGGAGUACUGGGAAAUGGGUUCAUUGGACUGGUAAACUGCAUCGAGUGGGUCAAGAAUGGAAAAGUCUCAUCAGCUGAUUUCAUCCUUACCUGCUUGGCUGUGGCCAGAAUCAUCCAGCUGUGGGUAACACUUUUGGAUUCAUUUAUAGUAGGAUUAGCGCCACAUUUGUAUGCCACUGGUAAACUAGUAAAAGUAGUUAUUCUUCUUUGGGCUCUAACGAAUCACUUAACUACGUGGUUUGCCACCUGCCUAAGCAUAUUCUACUUCCUUAAGAUAGUCAGUUUCUCUCACUUCUUUUUCCUGUGGCUGAAAUGGAGAAUGAACCGAGUGCUUCUUGUGCUUUUCCUGGCCUCUUUCUUCUUCUUAUCUUUUGACCUCUUAAUGCAGGAUGCUCUUGGUGAACUGUGGAUGAACACCUUUAGAGAACCUGAAAGGAACAUGACUUUGCAUUUAAAUGCAAGUAAAAUUUUCUAUCUUAAAAGCCUUAUUCUUCUCAGCUUGACAUAUGUUAUCCCUCUUCUUCUCUCCUUGGCCUCUUUGCUGCUUUUAUUUCUUUCCCUGGUGAGACACACCAAGAAUUUCCAAGUCAACCUGAACCACUCGAGAGACUUCAGCACAGAGACCCAUAAAAGGGCCAUGAAAAUGGUGACAACAUUUCUCCUCCUCUUCAUCGUUUACUUUAUUUCCACUCUAAUUGGAAAUUGGAUCUUUCUUAAGCUACAGUGGUAUGAGGUCAUGAUGUUUGUCAUGGUGGUUCCAACUCUCUUUCCAUUGGGCCAUUCAUUUGUUAUAAUUUUGGGAAACAGCAAGCUAAGACAGAUUGCCUUCAGACUACUGUGGGGUCUUAAAUUCUAUAAAAACUAA
Molecule: messenger RNA, 921 nt
Organism: Cervus elaphus (red deer)
Lineage: Eukaryota; Metazoa; Chordata; Mammalia; Artiodactyla; Cervidae
Product: taste receptor type 2 member 42-like
Exons: 1
Coding region: 1-921 (306 amino acids)
Biological process (GO): sensory perception of taste; G protein-coupled receptor signaling pathway; detection of chemical stimulus involved in sensory perception of bitter taste
Cellular component (GO): membrane
Molecular function (GO): G protein-coupled receptor activity
Source: RefSeq, a predicted model, not a curated record